AUGUCGGUAACACCUAGUCAUUUCCCACUGAAUGGGACAAGCCUCUUUACUGAAAAUCAUGGCAUUAUGGAUAUAACCAAUGGACAGAGAACUUUGAAUAUCUUUCUUUUUUGCUUGACGUUUAUAAUUACGCUCACUACCCUGCUGGGCAGCAUUUAUUCACUAGUUUCCUUACUGAAAAUUCAAAACAAAACCACACUUUCAAUGAUUGUGACUUCCUUGUCUGUGGAUGAUUUGAUAAGCGUGGUGCCAGUGACUAUCUUUAUGUUCAUGCAGUGGUCAAGCGAGGCACUCCCCCAGACUCUGUGCACCACAUCAGCGCUGCUUUAUUUAUUUCAGGGCAUUUCUAGCAAUCUGAAAGGUACUCUUAUAGUUUCUUACAACUUCUACACAAUCAACAAAACUGUGAUGUGGAGUCAGCGGACCUCCAAACAGCCAGUGAGCAUGAUAUGGGCCAUUCUCACUAUCUGGAUUGUCAGCUUGCUGGUGUGCAUUUUGCCUCUCUGUGGUUGGGGCACCUAUGUCCCCACCUCUUGGGGUUGCCUCACAGACUGCACCAGUUCCUAUGUCCUGUUUUUAUUCAUUGUCUACUCGCUGUGCUUCUGCCUCCUCACCGUGCUUUCUGUCCCUCUAACUUACCAACUGUUGUGCUCAGAUGAGCAACAGCGUCUUUAUGUCGAUUACCAGGAAAUCACCCGAGGCUAUUUCACCCCUGGGACGCCCCCAGUCUGUAGCACCGCCCUAUCCCUUUCUCCGGAGGAUCCUGUGGAUAAAACCCUGAAGCAUUUCCGAAACGCCUGCCCCAGCUCGGAGAUAGUAUUCAGGCAAAGCCCAGCUGAGAGCUGUGGGCUGGACUCCCAUUGCACAAACAGUGUGCAGAGCAGGAGCUACACUGUGGAGUUUGCUCAGAAACGAUUCUCGCUGAUUCUUGCGUUGACAAAAGUCAUUCUCUGGCUUCCAACAAUGAUACAGAUGGCUGUCCAGCACAUAGUUGGUUUUCAAAGCCUUUCCUUUGAGACAUUCAGUUUUCUGCUGACUUUACUAGCUGCCACGGUCACCCCUGUGUUUGUUUUGUCAGAACGCUGGAUCCACCUGCCCUGUGGCUGCAUCAUUAACUGCAGGAGGAAUGCAUAUGCCAUUUCUUCCGAAGAAAGGAAAACAAAAAGGAGGGGUUUUGAAUUCAACCUAUCAUUCCAACAAGGUUAUGGAAUCUACAAGAUAUCCCAUGAAAACCACCACCAUGAUGACAAUGGUGAUGAUAACUCUAUAUCAUAUCACAACCUGAUGAACUAUGACUGUGAAAACACACAAGAAUCUCAGAAAGAUAGCAACAAAAUCCUUAAAUCUGCCAAAAUUGAGUUCAGCACCAUACCCAUAGAGGAUAGCUCCAUGUUUAAAGAUUUCAACAAGGGCAAAAGUAUGGAGACUAAACAAGAACUUGGCAAGGACAAAAGCAUGGACUGUCUUCUUUCUGACAAACUAGGAGCCUUUAAAAGAGAGGAGGUCAGAAACUUUGACAAAUCAACAUUUUUUGAAGCGCAGGAAAGAAGGCUGUCUCACGAGGAGAGCCGUAAACCAGAACUCUCAGAUUGGGAGUGGUGCAGGAGCAAAUCUGAAAGGACUCCUCGUCAGCGCUCAGGUGGGGCCUUAGCUAUUCCUUUAUGUGCAUUUCAAGGGACUGUAUCUCUCCAUGCACCCACGGGAAAAACACUCUCUUUAUCUACCUACGAGGUAAGCACCGAAGGGCAAAAAAUAACACCCACAUCAAAGAAAAUUGAAGUAUAUCGAUCAAAGAGUGUUGGUCAUGAGCCAAACCCUGAGGAUUCUCCUACUACAUUUGCAGACACAAAUGUUAAAAUUCAUUUAGAAGUUCUUGAAAUUUGCGACAAUGAAGAGGCCAUGGAUACUGUAUCAAUCAUCAGUAAUAUCAGCCAGUCCUCUACUCAGGUCAGAUCCCCAUCCUUGCGUUAUUCACGGAAAGAAAACAGGUUUGUUUCAUGCGAUUUAGGAGAAACUGCUUCCUACUCUCUCUUUAUACCAUCAAACAAUCCUGACAGCGAUAUUAACAUAUCAAUUCCAGAUACUGUUGAAGCUCAUAGGCGGAAUAGUAAAAAGCAGCAUAUGGAGAGAGAUGGUUAUCAGGAAGAAAUACAAUUGUUAAAUAAAGCAUACAGAAAAAGGGAAGAAGAUGGCAAAAGCAAUUAA
Molecule: messenger RNA, 2205 nt
Organism: Emys orbicularis (European pond turtle)
Lineage: Eukaryota; Metazoa; Chordata; Testudines; Emydidae
Gene: GPR149
Product: G protein-coupled receptor 149
Exons: 4
Coding region: 1-2205 (734 amino acids)
Biological process (GO): neuropeptide signaling pathway
Cellular component (GO): neuron projection; plasma membrane
Molecular function (GO): G protein-coupled receptor activity; neuropeptide binding
Source: RefSeq, a predicted model, not a curated record